CUCUAUUCUUUUUUAACACCCACACAUCACUGGCCGGCCAGCACAAAAGCCAUUCAACUCAACAGAUAGAUCAUCACAAAGAAAGAUCCACCACGAAGCUUGAAAAGAUGAUUCAGGAGCUGUUAGGAGGCACUGCUGCAGGUCUCAUAGGAGCAGAGAGAAAAAUCUCCAUCACUAAUGGAGGAUCCACAGUUUUUGAACCUUCCCCUUCACCUUCACCGUCACCUUCUCCUUCGCCUUCCCCUUCUUCUUCUUCCGGGACUGCUCCAGCGACAACUUCUGAGGUCCAAAACUUGAGAUGCCCUCGCUGUGAUUCUUCAAACACAAAGUUCUGCUACUACAACAACUACAACCUAACUCAGCCUCGCCACUUCUGCAAGACCUGCCGCCGGUACUGGACUAAAGGUGGCGCCCUCCGCAACGUCCCAAUCGGAGGCGGGUGCCGAAAGAACAAGAGCACCGCCAUCGCUGGUCCCUCGGCAGGAAAAACAGCCCCCGGAAAGGUGAAGAUGCUGUCGUCAGAGAUCGGAAAAGUCAGCGCCGGGGGGUUUGAGCACCACCAGGAGCUUCCUUCUACCGGCGCCCCAAUUCUGUGGGCCUCACCGCAGAAUUCUCAUCUCUUGGCUUUACUAAGAGCAACCCAAAACCCUAGCCCUAGCUCUAACUCAAACCCUAAUGCCAUUUCUGUGAAGGAGGAGGGAUUUAUGAUGGGAACCCACAUGCUGCAGGAUUCGGCUGGUGGUGGUGGUGCGGUGUAUGCUCGAAACCAGCCGGUUCCCUCAAUCGGAACGUACAGCUCUCUCUGGAGAAGCAAUAAUCAACAAGUUCCUAAUUCAAAUGGGUUUGGAGUUGCGGAAGCUCAAAACUCAGGUGUUCAAGAGCUGUACCAAAGGCUCAGAUCAUCAGCUGGGAAUUAUCAUGGGAGUAGUAGUAGUACUGAUCAUUACUCACCAGUAGUUCUCAGCAGCAAUGCAACUUCGUUAUCUUCAUAUAAUUCUUCUUCUUCCUCAACUUCAAUUCUGGAGUCAGCUCCGGUCACCGAGAGCGAACCGGGUUACUGGAAUGGAGCGUAUUCGUGGUCCGAUCUGCCAACAACAAAUGGCAGUGCAUAUCCUUGAUGAAGUACCUUUCGGUGGUAUCUCACAAUUAAUACUUUCUUGUGUUUCAAUUUCGUUUUAAUUCUAGCUUAAGCUAAGCUAGGGUUUGUUUUGGUUAUGUUUGGCUUGGGUUGUGGUAUAUGCAUAUGGGUGUAGCUAGCUAGCGAUCAUCAGUUUUAGUUCUUGCUAGCUUUUCUUUUCUUUCUCUCUAAUGUGUGUGCUUAAUUUGAGGUGUGUUUUAAUUAAGUUAUGAUCGAGGGUGUAUCUGCAGGGACAAAGUAGUGAUGAACAUGCAAAUCAAUGUCAGUGCUUUUCAA
This is a messenger RNA of Malania oleifera, 1414 nucleotides long. Its product is annotated as dof zinc finger protein DOF2.4-like. Bases 108 to 1118 code for a protein of 336 amino acids. The transcript is spliced from 2 exons. Gene Ontology annotation, biological process: regulation of DNA-templated transcription. Gene Ontology annotation, molecular function: DNA binding; DNA-binding transcription factor activity. The record is from RefSeq and is a predicted model, not a curated record. NCBI's taxonomy places the organism in Eukaryota, Viridiplantae, Streptophyta, Magnoliopsida, Santalales, Ximeniaceae.